Entelurus aequoreus (snake pipefish) is the source of this 2691-nucleotide messenger RNA. RefSeq names its product ring finger protein 150a (gene rnf150a). NCBI's taxonomy places the organism in Eukaryota, Metazoa, Chordata, Actinopteri, Syngnathiformes, Syngnathidae. The transcript is spliced from 8 exons. The coding region runs from base 369 to 1655 and encodes 428 amino acids. The record is from RefSeq and is a predicted model, not a curated record.
UGCGGUUACUAUGGUAGCCUCUUUAAAUUGGGUUCAGGUGUGAGCAUGGAAGGGCGAUUGGAGGACAAACAGUUUUCGACCGUGGUCGUGGUUGUGGUCGUGUUCGUGUUUGUAACGUGACGUGUCGUGUCUUGCCGUGACAUUGCUGUGACAAUGUGCCAUUAAGUACCGCAGCUUCCUGUCCUCGCCUUCUGAGCCCUUUUGGCCACGCCCAGAUCCCACGGCCAGCCAAUCGUGGAGCAGCGUGCGACUGCGCGGAACCAACAACAGUGUGGUGCUGAUGAUAUGUAGCGGAGUUCCAGCGCCGUGAGAGGGGUCUCCUCCCUCCUCUCGGACCCUCCAUGCGGGUCUAAAGUUCCGUCUCCAGGAUGGCGCCGUCCGUCACCCGACUCUGCCGCAGUGUGGCUUUCUCCACCUGGCUGGUGUCCUCCCUGUGCUCCGUGCACCUGUUGUGUUUGGACUUCACCGUGGCCGAGAAGGAGGAGUGGUACACGGCCUUCGUCAACAUGACCUACCUGGACCCGGUCACCUCGCACGUCCGCACCGAGAGGACCGAGUGCGGCCGCUACGGCGAGCAUUCGCCUAAACGUGAAGCCAGGGGGCUGGUCGCGGUGCCGUCUCUCCCGCAAGAACGACAGAUGUGCGACCCGGCCGCUCGCUUCCCACCGGUGACUCGAACCGCCGCCGCCUGGGUAGCUCUGGUGGCGGCGGGGAACUGUACUUAUCGCGAGAAAAUCCGUAACGCGGCCGGCCUGAACGCCUCGGCUGUGGUGGUGUACAAUGUGGGCUCCAGCGGCACCAACGACACCAUCACCAUGCCCCACUCAGGCACAGGCGAGGUGGUGGCCAUCAUGAUCCCGGAGCACAAAGGUCGGGAGAUUGUGGCCCUGCUGGAGCAGCACGUCGCCGUCACCUUGCACAUCACUGUAGGAACGCGCAACCUGCAGAAGUAUGUGAGCAGAACCUCGGUAGUCUUUGUCUCCAUCUCCUUCAUCAUUCUCAUGAUAAUCUCCCUCGCCUGGCUUGUCUUCUACUAUAUCCAGAGAUUCCGCUAUGUUAAUGCCCGAGACCGCAACCAGAGACGCCUGGGAGACGCUGCCAAAAAAGCCAUCGGCAAGCUUCAAGUCCGCACCAUCAAGAAAGGAGACAAGGAGACCGACCGCGACUUUGACAGCUGCGCCGUGUGCAUCGAGGCCUAUAAGCCUAACGACGUCGUCAGGGUGUUGCCAUGCAGGCACGUGUUCCAUAAGCACUGCGUGGACCCCUGGCUGCAUGACCACCAGACGUGUCCUAUGUGUAAAAUGAACAUCCUCAAAGCUUUGGGAAUCUCUCUCCACGCAGACGGCUCCGAUGAGAUGCCCGCCGACUACGAAAUGUCCGUCGGGGGUCCAUCCGCCAACCUCGUCAGCGGGGCGAGCGAUGUCACCGUCAACGAGAGCUCUGUGGUGCUGGAUGUGGUCGAGAGGGAGACGGGGCCGCAUCAACAUGGUCCACAUGUGGAGAUAGCGCCGCGGGCGGAGGAAAACUACGUCAUUUCUAACAGCGAGCAGCAGCUUCCUGUCAGCAGCGACUCGGACUCUUCCAUCAGCGCGACCCGACAGAACCAGUGCACGCCAAGGAAGCACCGGGACGUGGAGACGGUCGCGUGUGUGUGAUGUAGCAUCUGUCAGUGUUAAGUUCGAUGCAUGUUGGAAUAAAAUUCUGCUUGUUUUUGUUUUUUUUAACCUAUUUGACAAGCGUGUUUUGUUUCCAGGCAGCACGGUGGAAGAGGGGUUAGUGCGUCUGCCUCACAAUACGAAGGUCCUGGGUUCAAUCCUGCGCUCUGGAUCUUUCUGUGUGGAGUUUGCAUGUUCUCCCCGUGACUGCGUGGCUUCCUCCCACCUCCAAAAACAUGCACCUGGGGAUAGGCUGAUUGGCAACACUAAAUGGUCCCUAGUGUGUGAAUGUUGUCUGUCUAUCUGUGUUGGCCCUGCGAUGAGGUGGCGACUUGUCCAGGGUGUACCCCGCCUUCCGCCCGAUUGUAGCUGAGAUAGGCUCCGGCGCCCCCCGCGACCCCGAAGGGAAUAAGCGGUAGAAAAUGGAUGGCUGGAUGGGAUUGGUUCCAUUCUGACGUGACCUAAAUCAUUUCGAAAAUGAAAGAGUUGUUUUGCCCCUGAAUUAGGGAGCCGUAAUCACAAAAGUGAUCUUUAGUACUCUUUGGGUUUUCCAUUUUAUAGGGCACGGGUGUCAAACUCGAGGCCCGGGGGGGGGCCAGAUCUGGUCUGCCACAUCAAUUUGUGUAGCCCCCGAAAGCGUGGAAAUAAUAUGUGGAAAUAAAGUACCUUAUCUUUUUUUAAUAAAUGUAUUACAAAAAUAAAUAUACUGCGUACAAUUACAUAUAUUUACACUUUAACCAUCACUAAUAAUAAAACAAAUAUUAUAUUAUGAUUAGGGAUGUCCGAUAAUGGCUUUUUGCCGAUAUCCGAUAUGCCGAUAUUGUCCAACUCUUUAAUUACCGAUACCGAUAUCAACCGAUAGCGAUAUCAACCGAUAUAUACAGUCGUGGAAUUAACACAUUAUUAUGCCUAAUUUGGACAACCAGGUAUGGUGAAGAUAAGGUACUUUUUAAAAAAAAUGAAUAAAAUAAAAUAAGAUAAAUAAAUUAAAAACAUUUUCUUGAAUAAAAAAGAAAGUAAAACAAUAUAAAAACAG